Messenger RNA from Penicillium odoratum, 1956 nucleotides. Its product is annotated as putative GTPase NOG1. Gene Ontology annotation, biological process: ribosomal large subunit biogenesis. The transcript is spliced from 5 exons. Gene Ontology annotation, cellular component: nucleolus. NCBI's taxonomy places the organism in Eukaryota, Fungi, Ascomycota, Eurotiomycetes, Eurotiales, Aspergillaceae. The coding region runs from base 1 to 1956 and encodes 651 amino acids. Gene Ontology annotation, molecular function: GTPase activity; GTP binding; RNA binding. The record is from RefSeq and is a predicted model, not a curated record.
AUGAAGACAACGUGGAAGGAUAUUGCGCCUGUUCCUACCCACCAGGAAUUCCUGGAUAUUGUCCUGAGCCGUACUCAGCGACAAUUGCCCACUCAGAUUCGUGCCGGUUUCAAGAUCAGCCGUAUCAGAGGUUUCUACACCCGUAAGGUCAAGUUCACCCAGGAGACCUUCGGUGAUAAGUUCCAGGCUAUCCUCGAUGGAUUCCCUCGCCUGCAGGACAUUCAUCCUUUCCACAAGGAUUUGAUGAACACCCUCUAUGACGCCGACCACUUCCGCAUUGCCCUCGGUCAGGUUUCGACUGCCAAGCACCUGAUCGAAACCGUUUCCCGCGAUUACGUCCGUCUCAUCAAGUAUGCGCAGUCUUUGUUCCAGUGCAAGCAGCUGAAGCGCGCUGCGCUCGGUCGCAUGGCCACCAUUUGUCGUCGCCUGAAAGACCCUCUUGUCUACCUCGAGCAGGUUCGUCAGCACUUGGGUCGUUUGCCCUCGAUUGAUCCCAACACCCGCACUCUCCUGAUCUGCGGUUACCCCAACGUUGGAAAGUCCAGUUUCCUGAAGAACAUCACCCGUGCCGAUGUCGAUGUUCAGCCCUAUGCUUUCACCACCAAGUCUCUGUUUGUCGGUCACUUCGACUACAAGUACCUGCGCUUCCAGGCCAUCGAUACCCCCGGUAUUCUCGACCACCCGCUUGAGGAGAUGAACACUAUUGAAAUGCAGUCUAUCACCGCAGUUGCUCACUUGCGCUCUGCCAUUUUGUACUUCAUGGAUUUGUCGGAGCAGUGCGGUUACUCUGUUACGGACCAGAUCAAGCUUUACCACAGCAUCAAGCCCUUGUUCGCCAACAAGAUUGUGUACAUCGUCAUUAACAAGAUUGAUGUUCGCCGUCCUGAGGACCUCGAUCCCGAGCAGGCGGCCGAAUUGCAGGAGAUCCUUAAGUCUGGAGAUGUUGAGAUGCUCCAGGCCUCUUGCACUACCACCGAGGGUGUUACUGCUGUCAAGAACGCUGCUUGCGACAAGCUGCUUGCCGAGCGUGUCUCGCAGAAGCUGAAGUCCGGCUCCAACAGUGCUACCCCCGGUGGCCGUCUUGGUGACGUCCUGGCCCGUAUCCACGUUGCUCAACCCAUGGGGGGUGUGCGCGAGACCUUCAUCCCCGACGCUGUCAAGGAUCUCAAGAAAUACGACAAGAACGAUCCCAACCGCCCCAGACUCGAGCGCGACCUGGAGGAGGAGAAUGGUGGUGCUGGUGUCUACAGCUUCGAUAUGCAGCGCGAUUACACAUUGGCCAACAAGGACUGGAACCACGACAAGAUUCCCGAGGUGUGGAACGGCAAGAACAUUUACGAUUUCGUGGACCCGGAUAUCGAGAAGAAGCUGGCUGCUUUGGAGGAGGAAGAGGAGAAGCUCGAGGCCGAUGGAUACUACGAGUCUGACGAGAGUGUUGAGGAUGCUGAGGAUGCCGACAACCGUAUGAAGGCAAACCUGAUCCGCGAGAAGCGUGUGCUUCUGCGCAACGAGGCCAAGAUGCGCAAGUCGCUCAAGAACCGCGCCCAAAUUCCCCGCAGUGCCAAGGCGAAGAAGCUUUCUCAACUCGAGCGUGGUCUCGACUCCGCUGGUUACGAUGUGGAUGCUGCUGGUGAACGUGCCCGUUCCCAGAGCAUGGUUCGUGGACGUCCUCUUGCUCGCGACGAUGCCGGUGGUGACGACGCCAUGGACCUUGAUGACCCCAAGGCGGCCAUUGCUCGUGCUAAGAGCCGUGCUCGCAGCCAGGCGGCUACUGAUCGUCGUAACGACGGUGUUGUUGACGAGAUGGCUCGCACCAAUGCCGAACGCCUGUUCAAGCUGGGACAGAAGAAGAUGAACCGUAUGGCUCGCCAGGGUGAGGCCGAUCGUCACACCACCGCCUCUCUUCCCAAGCACUUGUUCACCGGAAAGCGCAGUUUCUCCAACCAGCGCCGUUAA